Messenger RNA from Pseudo-nitzschia multistriata, 2915 nucleotides. NCBI's taxonomy places the organism in Eukaryota, Bacillariophyta, Bacillariophyceae, Bacillariales, Bacillariaceae. The record is from the annotation of a GenBank genome assembly.
AAUGUUGACACAGGAGAACCAAUUCUUACCAAGACAAGAGCCAACAAUUAUUCCCUUGGAUCACCAUACCCUAUACUGGUAAGACUAUUAUUAAUACUUUUCCGUUUCAGGUAAAAUUGUGUCACAAUGGCGCGUUUCAUCGCACAGACCUCCACUCAAUGGCCCUUUCGCAAUACUUAAGUUGCAAUUGUCACGCCGCCCCUCGAAGGGAACGUUCCGAGGUUCACGGCCAAAACCGUGUGGUCCUUCGAACAAAGUUAACAACCUACCAACUAUUUUAAUGUCAGUGGGCCACCACGGCAGAGCCAUUACGAGGCAACAAUUAAUGUCGGUGGCUUCAAACCCACACCACACAUAGCCAACACAUUCCAUAGCAAAUAAUCGCCAAGUUCAAAACGAAAUCCUUCUUAUUCGCGGUGCUUUCUGUAUACAUAUAUCCUGGAUUUUGUUGGUUGCAACUGUUACAUGGCACUGCAUCCCUUCCAAUAAACGCAAACUAUCCUUCUUUAUCAUGCCGAAAACGCAUGUUGCGUUGUUGCUGUUCUUCUUUGCUGGCAGUUGCUGGAAUCUAACAAUAUUUGCUGCUGCCGUGGAUGUCACACCAAACGAAACGGCCACAAGAGCAACGGGAGAAGCAACCACAUCACGGUCUUCGCCUUCGCCUUUCAAUCUCCGGAGUGGAGAGAAGACGAAGCAAGAACAGCAGCAGCAGCAGCAGCAACAGCAAAUACAAGCGGCAACACGAAUCCUGCAGGUACGAGCCAAUGAAGGAAAAGAGGAACGCGACGCGGCAGACCCAUUCCUCGAAUGCACGCUGUACCUCCUCGAUACGGAAUACAUGGAAGGAGAGACGAUUCACUCGAAAGACCAGUGGUGCUGCGAGUUCGACGAGGCCUUUGCCAGGGACCGGCUGGGAGUCGCCGAUCCCUUUUACCGGCUCGAGGGGCUCUCCGAGGAGGACCUCCUGCGCUCGGUGGCACCAGACCCGGGCGAGGGGGCAGCAAAAUCUCCCUCCCUCGAGAGCGGGGCGUUCCUCCUUCGAUUCCGGACCGGGAGGAUCGAUCGCAAGGCGGGCACACUGGAGGUCGCACCGUCUUCCAUCACGGGGCUCGCGGCCAGGGACGUCGCCACGGCCGGGCACCGGGGGCUGUCGACGUCUCCUUCGGCAGCGGGCCACCGGCGCACCCUGGUGGUCCGGAUCACGUCGCACGACGGAAGCCUCCAGCCGAUGGUUUCUUCCAUGGAUAUCCGCCGCGCCGUCUUUGGGCAAGAGGAGGCCAGUGAAAUCAACCUUGGUAGCCCGGACCACGACGCCGACGAACAAGGCACCCCCGUGCUCUCGACCCGGAUCCAGUUCGAGCGGUGCUCCUACCGCCAAAUGACCCUGGAGCCCUUCGACGGGACGACGCUGGGAGAUUUUCGGUACGGGAUUCGACCGAUGGAGAUCGCGAACGGUGUAGUCGACCUGGCCCUCACGGAGGAGCAAUCUCUGGAGCUCGCAGACACCGACCCGGAUACGGGCUACAGCACCAUCAAACCCAACAUCAUCAUGCGGUACUCCCGCGAGGUCGCUGCCGCCAAGCUGGGGAACCUCCGGCAGCAGUUCGACCACGUCCUGUACUGCCUCCCGGAGACCGUGACCGGCUUUCUAGCCACGGCGAUUAUCAACCGGUACAACUCCUGGUACACAGGCGAUCUGUGUACCAGCCUGCCAGUCACGAUGCACGAGAUCKGGCACAACCUGGGCCUGGAGCACGCCGGGUUCAAGGAAAUCUACGACGACACGACGGGGUACAUGGGCUACAGCUCCUUCGAGGACACCGUCAAGUGCUUCAACCCCGCCAAUAGCUACAAGCUUGGGUGGUACGACAAGCAAACCGUCUCCGUCGAUCCCAUCCGCCUUUCGGAUGGCUACCACCGCUUCCUGCUCCGCGGGAUCGUGGACUACGAACCGGGGGAACCGAUCGAGCCAGAAAAGGCCGGAACCAGCAGCAACACCGACUACGGCAUCGGGGAGGCGCCCGUCACCAUCCCCGGGAGCGGAGACCGCGACGGGCGCGAGGAUUCGCCGGUGGUGGUCCUGCGGCUGCAAACCAAAGGAGCCCAGGGGGACUACUACGUGGGGUACAACCGCAGGGUGGGGAUGAACGAAGGAACCGAAGGGUGGCCCGACGCCGUCCUGGUGGUGCAGAAACUCGGGAGCGCCAUGGGGGCGGCCCAGACGAAGCUAAAGGCCGCACUGCGGUCGCCGGGGGACGCCUACGCCAUCCAGGGGCACAACGGCAAGGCCGGCCGUCCGCUGUACAUUCGGUGGGAGUCCCUGUCGGCGGACGGGAGAGACGCGGUCGUCGUGCUUUCCACCACCGAAACCAGGGCGCCCUCGGUGGCCCCGACGGCUCUGCCCGGCCCGGGUGGCGACGACGAGAGCUUUCGCUACAAGUGGGAUCCCUCUCUGGACUGCGGCUGGGUGGCCAGAAACCCGGACAAGCGUUGCUCCUACCGGUGGAAGGGAAAGGCUGUCUCCGGUCACUGGUGCCCGGCGGCCUGCUCCGGGGUCGCCACCGGCCCCGGUUCCUCGGGCCACUGCAGGAAGGGGGGGGACGAUCCCUCCUUUUCCUUCAAUGGGUUCGGGAAGGCCGUCGUCAAGGACUGCGAAUGGGUCCGGGCCAAGCCCAAGAAACGGUGCUCCAAGCAAUACACCAAGAACAAGAACAAGAACAAAAUCCAGACGGCCUUCAAGUAUUGUCCUGACUCGUGCCGUCUUUGCUAACAGCGACAGAAGAAGGGAAGACGCUACGCCACGCCAUGCCACGCCACAAGACAAGACAAGACAAGACAAGACAAGGACGCAAAUCACAACAGGUGCAUGACACAUGUCGUCAUACAUAGAUUUCAAAUAUAGACUAUAGAGGUAC